Molecule: messenger RNA, 768 nt
Organism: Phlebotomus papatasi
Lineage: Eukaryota; Metazoa; Arthropoda; Insecta; Diptera; Psychodidae
Product: dehydrogenase/reductase SDR family member 4-like
Exons: 4
Coding region: 1-768 (255 amino acids)
Molecular function (GO): carbonyl reductase (NADPH) activity
Source: RefSeq, a predicted model, not a curated record
AUGCAAUAUCUUCCAAGAUUUGCUGGAAAAGUUGCUGUUUUAUCAGCGUCUACGGAUGGAAUUGGUCUGGCACUCGCUAGGAGACUAGGGCAAGAGAAGGCUAAAGUUGUUGUGAGUUCUAGAAACAUGGAUAAUGUUAAUAAAGCAGUAGAAACUCUCAAGAAAGAGAAUAUUGAAGUGAUCGGAGUAAAGUGUCACAUUUCUAAUCCCGAAGAGAGAUCUAAUCUUGUCCAGGAAGCUGUUAAAAAUUUUGGCGGGAUUGAUCUCCUAAUGAUUAAUGCUGGAGUUAGUCCAUAUAUUGGAGAUCUUAUGGAUUGCCCAGAAAGUGCUUGGGAUAAAGGUUUCGAUGUCAAUGUUAAGGGACCCUUCCUCUUGACCAAGGAAGUCAUUCCCACAAUGAGGAAACGAGGUGCAGGAAGCAUUCUUUUCAUGGCAACUUCUCUUAUUUACAAGGAUGUUCCUUAUAUGGGUGUUUAUACUUCUUCGAAAUCCAGUUUAUUGCGAUUAACUAAACAAUUUGCAAUGGAAUUGGCAAAGGAUAAUAUUAGGGUGAAUUGUGUAGCUCCAGGACCAGUUAAUACUGCUUUUCUAACAGAAAUCGCUAAAACAGAACUUUGCCAGAAUAUAGUGGAAAAUGAGAUACCUAUGAAAAGGAUAGGACGUCCUGAAGAAAUUGCAGCACCUGCGGCUUUUCUUCUCUCAGAUGAAGCCAGUUACAUAACUGGAGAAACAAUUGUAAUUGCAGGUGGAUUGCAGAGCCGUCUUUAG